Molecule: messenger RNA, 3276 nt
Organism: Linum trigynum
Lineage: Eukaryota; Viridiplantae; Streptophyta; Magnoliopsida; Malpighiales; Linaceae
Source: the annotation of a GenBank genome assembly
GUCGCCUGGACAUUAGAUAGUGAUAAAAUGUCUUCCCAAGGUCCUAGGCAGAGGUGUUUAAUUGCACUAGCAAACUAAGGAUUAAAAAAUAUUGUAGCUAAUCUUCUCAAAAUGACGCCAUCUUCAACUACCUCAUAUUCGACACAUCCUUCACUCCUUCCUCGAUUUGGAAUUGCAAUUCUAGCUCAACGAGAGAAAAACUCAGAACUCAUGAAUUGUAACAAAUUCUCAUUUUCGCACCAUCCCUUUCGCCCUAAUAUUGUUAUUUCUACUAAAACCUGCUAUUUCGCUAAAAUGCCUAGGUGUCGUGUAGGCAUCGCUUUUGCGAGCUAGGCGUUAGACUGAGUGCCAACGCUUUCCUAUCGCCUAACGUCUUCUUGAACCUUGAUAUUAACAAUUAAUUGAUCAAUAAAUGCACAUCAGUGCAAGUGUAACUCUUCAAGUCCAAUAAACUUUUUAUUAAGGGGACAUAGUUUGAUGGACCCUACCUAAAAAUAUUUUCACUACAUCACGACUCACAGCGUUCACGACCCUCACCCACUUCACUCCUUGCCCACGACGCUCACCACCAGCGGCCCUUGGGCCCAUGAUGCUCGCCGCCCACGACCCUAUUGCCACUUCACUCCCGGCCCACGACGCUCACCGCCCACGACCCUGGGCCCCCGAUGCAGACUACCUAAGACGAUCACCGCCCACAGCCCAUGGAUUUCGACCCACUUUGCUCCCGAGCCAAUGACGCUCGCCACCCACGAAGCCCACCUCCUUCGGUACUCACCGCCUGCAUCGCCCACUCCCUCGAAUCCACUUUGCUCUCGGGUCCAAGGCGCUCACCACCCGCGGUGUUUGGGCUAGCUGCCUUCGCUCCUACCUACUCCCUUAUGUUGCACCCUCAUUUAAGCGUGUCCUACCACGUGGCGUGAGCACCUAAACAUGGCACAAGGGCACACGACCCGUGGUGGACGUUUGCUUGAGGCAACGACACAUCUUCUGGCUACGCGUCGGCCUACACUCUCGCCUAGACCACCCUCUCCUACACUUAAUUUUUUUUGUGUCAUUCUUCCCUCAACUCACCACUUUGAGCGUCAGAGUGUGUCCCUACCGAGAUCAAUAAGUGGACCAUUUACAGGAGGUGGUGGGAGUCAAUAUGACGAGCAAAGAUCGCGAUGUAAAGUGAUUUUAGGCCUCUCUCAGUGUCCGUAGCAAGAAAUCUGGCGUCGGCGACAACCUCGACAUCAACACAUAUAUGUUAAUUUAGAGAUUACAUUGUUACAUUUUAACGUUUUCAGUGACCAUUUUGCUAGAUUUAGUAUAAUUAGUAACCCUUUUGGAUUUUAACCGGUAUACGUGGGCACUCUUCUAGUCCGGGGAAGGAAGAAUGCGCUGGAGUUCCAGUCGCGUAAGUAAAGGGGAAGACUUGUUUGUUCCAGAAACCCAGAAGAAACCACCGCUGCGAAAGAAAACAGGCAACUAAAGAUCGCUGCCUUUCGGAUAUACCGAAACACCAAAUGAUGCAACAACACCAGCGACCACGGAGACGCUGCGAAGGCACCGCUAUGGGCGCCAUCGUCCUCGAUCUCCGCCCUGGCCUCGGCAUCGGCCCCUUUUCUUUAGGGAUGCCGAUAUGCGAAGCAUUUGCCCAGAUUGAGCAGCAACCCAACAUUUAUGAUGUUGUCCAUGUGAAGUACUUUGACGAGGAACCUUUGAAGCUAGACAUAGUUAUUAGCUUCCCGGACCAUGGUUUUCAUCUUCGAUUUGAUCCUUGGUCCCAGAGGCUAAGAUUGGUUGAAAUCUUUGAUGUCAAGAGGCUCCAAAUGCGAUAUGCCACGUCUAUUAUUGGGGGGCCGUCCACCUUGGCAACUUUUGUUGCUGUUUAUGCUCUCUUUGGCCCAACAUUUCCUGGUAUCUAUGACAAGGAUAGGGGAGUUUAUACCCUGUUUUACCCUGGCCUGUCUUUCGCAUUUCCAAUCCCUGGGCAGUAUGCAGACUGCUGUCAGGAUAGAGAAGCUGAACUGCCUCUGGAGUUUCCGGAUGGAACCACACCAGUCACCUGCCGGGUUUGUAUAUAUGAUGGCUCUAGUGAUAAAAAAGUCGGCGUUGGCUCCCUUUUGGACAAGGCUGUUGCUCCUCCUUUACCUGCUGGCAGUCUGUACAUGGAGGAGGUGCAAGUGAAGCUUGGCGAAGAGUUAUUCUUUUCAAUAGGGGGGCAGCAUAUUCCGUUUGGUGCGUCACCACAGGAUGUAUGGACGGAAUUAGGGCGUCCUUGUGGCAUCCAUCAAAAGCAGGUGGAUCAGAUGGUCAUUCACUCUGCUUCUGACCCACGUCCAAGAACAACCCUUUGUGCCGAUUACUUCUAUAAUUAUUUUACUCGCGGUUUGGACAUCUUAUUUGAUGGCCAGACUCAUAAAAUCAAGAAGUUUGUUCUUCAUAGCAACUAUCCUGGUCAUGCGGACUUCAAUUCAUACAUAAAGUGCAAUUUUGUUAUCCAAGCAAAUAACUCGAAGCAGAGUAUCAACCCUAGCACUAAAUGGGAGCAAGUGAAGGAGAUCCUAGGAGACUGCGGUCGUGCAGCUAUCCAAACCCAAGGUUCUACAAGCAACCCUUUUGGAUCCACUUUUGUAUAUGGGUACCAGAACAUCGCCUUAGAGGUGAUGAAAAAUGGCCAUAUUGCUACUAUAACUCUUUUCCUGUCAUGACCAUCGAAUCAAUCUUCCCCUGUGGUAAGUCCACGCUAAGCUCGCUUCUCCUUAUCAAUGUUCAACUUUCCGGUUGCCCUUAUGUUUUCUGGUCUUGAUUACCCUGCGAGCUAGUGCCACUAUUCCUUUUCCCUGCUUUUCAUUUGCAAAGUUUGCCUUGUUGCAGCAUUCAAAGCUGACAGAUAUUGUACAGUCGAACUACGAAGCAUAUCCGUGAUGAUUGCAUUUGUUUUCAACAAAGCACUGUUGAAGUUUGUACAGUAAGUUAGUUGUGUACAGUUUUAAAACGCAGAAAAGACUACUGUGUAACUUGAUGAAACACGAUAUCCACAGCAACAUAUUUGUAUCUGCGUGUAGCACUUAAAUGUGCAACCAUAUUCGGAAUCCUUGAAACACUUGGUAUUCCAAUUAGCUUUUGAUUUUAUAUGCGUUCGAUAAGAAACUGUACAACAAAUGAGGUAGCCAGUCAUAGCCAUAAAUGAAACUCGCCCUCCAAAAUUAGCUCCCUACCGAGAACCGAGCCGAAAAGUGAGUAAACCAAGUCGAAAAAUCGCCCUAGACUGAACAAAAAGGGAUAGGACCA